GAUAAGUUUUUGUUUUUUUUUGGUUUUUGUUAUUUGUGUUUUUGUGUCGAUAAGUAUCGAUAACUUAUCGAUUGUGUGUUCGCGAUUCUCAGCGUUGCUUUCGAUAACUUUCUGCCUGAGGUGCGAUAACUAUCGCUCUAUCUGUACCUGUUGCCGAUAGUUCCAUCGAUUAACUCGAUCCCAAUUUAUCGAUCAACUAUCGAUAAGAUGUGGCGUCUAGUUGCCAAGCCAGAGCGUCGCAACUUCUUCAUGGAGGACGACAUCGCCUACACCGAGGACCGUGUCCCCAUCCGACGUGUCGCCUUCAACUGUACGGCGUCUGUGCCGCAGACCCAUCUCCGUCUCCACUUCAUCAGCCUGGGCGAGAUCACCGAGAUUACCUACGAGCGUCCGGAUAUCAAGGGCACCAUGCUCUUCGAGCGUGCCACCUCGGCCGCCCGGGCUCUGUACCGCCAGGAGCAUCGUGUCCUGGGGAGGAAGGUCUACCUGAUGGCCUGCGGCAGUGCCCAGCAGCCGCAGUACGAUGGCGGGAAGGUCUCUGGGUAUAAACUACCACUCCUGGACGAUGUCCUCCGGAUGCUGGUCACCGACUAUCUGCCGUUGGAGGCGCGACUGACCUUUGCGGCCACCUGCCGCCGCUUCGAGGAGAUCUACACGCUGGAGUCGAAGCGCCGCGGCCGAGUGCUGGACAUGGCGGAGGUGGGCCAGCUGACCGAGUGGGGCAUCGACCAGUUGAUGCGACUGUCCGGCUCGCACAUCCGGGAGCUGAGGGGCGGACCACUGCCCCUCAACUGGCCGCACCUGAAGUGCCUGGCCGAGCGGCUGGGGCCCAACUGCCCGGCCCUCAAGAUCGUGCACCUUAACGAGGUGCCCCUUAGCUCGCCGCACAUGUUCCUGCUGUUCCAGCGGGCGGAGGGACUUCGAAAUGUGACGGAAUUAUCGCUGCGCCGAUGCGGAUUGACGGACCAGGACCUGCCAGCCUUUCACCCAAUGGGGUUGCUUUUUAAGCUUGAUCUGUUGGGGAAUACAGGCUUGAAUGGCAGCAGCCUGCAUCGCCUUCCCCCCUCGCUGCAGGUCCUGGUCCUCACCCGGUGCGAGAAUCUCGAUCCUGGGAAUCUCUACAAGCUCGGAUGUCUGCCAGAGCUCCGGGAGCUGCGCUGUUCGAUGAUCCGCUACCGGAAUCUGCAGCAGGACUGGUUCGAGUUCGAGGACGUCAUCACGGUGGACAUGGAUGCGGUGUACGACUCGGUGGCGAGGAACUGUCCCGGUCUGGAGAUCCUCGAGAUCACCGAGUGCCCCUACCUGGACGAGGAGGAGAUCGGUGGGCUGCCACGCCUCCAGAGACUGGUGCUGAAGGCCCUGCCCCUAGAGCCGGAGCCGUAUAGCGUCAAGGUGGAUCUGAUGCGGAAACUGGCGGAGAGGAAUGUCCUCCAGCACCUGCAGCUGGGCAAGGCGGGACCGAACUAUGUGCCGUCGGACAGCUUGGAGGCCAUCUCCCGGAUGACCCGACUCCGGACUCUGGUGAUGCCCAACCAGGAGCGCUCCGGCCAGGAGCUGUUGAUGCUGAGGGCGCUCACCGACCUCCGCCGGCUGGAUCUGAGCGGCUCGGCCUUCCUGGGCAACUACAAUGUGGCGGAUCUGGUCCAGGAGUUGCGUCGCCUGAAGGUCCUGAAGCUGCAGCGGUGUCCGCUGAUCAGCCGCCGCCUCCUGCCCCUCCUCGUGGCGGAGAUGCGGACCCGGCGCCUCAACGACAGCGACCCGGAGGUGGCCAGGUGCCUGGAGCUGGACGUGAGUGCCACCAAGAUAGUGAGCGACGAUCUGCUCCUGGUGCGUCGGGAUCUGCUAAAGGUGCUCAUUAAGUUCUAGGGACUCUCCCCCCCCACCACCACCCCCCCUCCCUUUGGCUGCCCCCCCCCCCCUCCAAAUUCCAGCUCCUUCUGGCCUCCACUUCCAAAUUCCAUUCAGAGUCCAAAUUUCUCGUCUCAAAAUAUUGUUACUUGUUUUUUUUUUGGAAGAUAUAUAUCUGCUUGGCUCUCUGACUUGCCUCUUGCGUCUGCCACUUGCCACUUGCCACCUGCCACUUGCCACUUGCCACCUGCCGCCCACUGGCUCCUCAGGAAUCCAUCCACCGACCCGGACAUU
Drosophila ananassae is the source of this 2142-nucleotide messenger RNA. RefSeq lists its product as uncharacterized. The transcript has a single exon. Gene Ontology annotation, cellular component: SCF ubiquitin ligase complex. The coding region runs from base 208 to 1866 and encodes 552 amino acids. Lineage: Eukaryota; Metazoa; Arthropoda; Insecta; Diptera; Drosophilidae. Gene Ontology annotation, biological process: SCF-dependent proteasomal ubiquitin-dependent protein catabolic process. The record is from RefSeq and is a predicted model, not a curated record.